Molecule: messenger RNA, 2657 nt
Organism: Gasterosteus aculeatus aculeatus (three-spined stickleback)
Lineage: Eukaryota; Metazoa; Chordata; Actinopteri; Perciformes; Gasterosteidae
Source: RefSeq, a predicted model, not a curated record
GUUUGGGGCAGUUGAAGAGCGCGAGGCGGAUAGAGCAGUGCGGCACGAAGCCUCGUGUUUUCCGGUAGUUGCUCCACAAGAACACUCCAGGCUACUCGAAUCCGUUUAAAUCACAGCCUCGCAGGCGUGUGGGGACGCGUGGACAUUUCACGAGCUCCAUCGCAGCCGAUCAUUUACCGUCGCAGAGGAAGGCCGCUAGGCCUCAGCGCGUCAUCGCCAUGAGUUACGGUAGGCCUCCGCCAGACGUCGACGGUAUGACUUCCCUCAAAGUGGACAACCUGACAUACCGGACGUCGCCCGAGACCCUGAGACGGGUGUUCGAGAAGUACGGCCGCGUGGGGGACGUCUACAUCCCCCGGGACCGCUACACCAAAGAGAGCCGCGGGUUCGCCUUCGUGCGCUUCCACGACAAACGCGACGCCGAGGACGCGAUGGACGCCAUGGAUGGCGCGCUUCUCGACGGACGGGAGCUGCGUGUCCAGAUGGCCCGAUACGGCCGACCCCCUGAUUCCCACUACGGGGGCAGCGGCGGCGGAGGUGGUGGCGGCGGCGGAGGAGGCGGCGGAGGCGGCGGCGGCGGAGGAGGCCGAAGAGGAGGGCCUACCAAGAGAUACGGCGGCCAUGGGCGCAGGAGCAGGAGCUCUUCCCCCAGCCCGAGGCACAGGAGACGCAGCCGGUCCCGCAGCAGGAGCCGCUCUCGUUCCCGAAGCCGGUCCCGUUACAGCAGAUCCCGCUCCAGGUCCUACUCCCGCUCCAAGUCCCACUCCCCCAGGAACAAGAAGGUCAAGGCAAAGUCCCCAUCUCGUUCCAAAUCCAAAUCAAAGUCCAGAUCCAGGUCCCGAUCCAAGUCUAAGUCCAAAUCAAAGUCCAAGUCCAAGAGUCGCUCCAGAAGCCACACCCCCGCCUCCAAAAGAGAGUCCAGAUCGAGAUCCAAAAGCCCGCCCAAGUCCGCAGCAGAGAAUGGAGGCGAAUCCCCGUAGAGCUCAGGAGCAGCUGCGGCAUCCUGUUUGCUAAAGUGGAGUUUGAGCUGAGCAGAGGCAGUAUGAGCAGUUAGAAGGGAUGUGGUGAGCUGUCCACAGGCCGCCUGCUGCUGCUGCUGGUGGUGGUGUGCAGCAGGGUGGAGGUGGAGGCAGUCAGAGUUGGGGUUUGGUGUCGAGGUACGUCUGUCUGUGUUUCCGCCACUGGACACACAACUGUCCGCCGGGCGGUCGCCAAGGGACCACAUGAAAAUAAUAUAACUACAUGUAUUUAUACUCUAUAGCUUUACGCAUCGCUGAUUACCAAUCUGAGCUCUUAAUCAGCUGAACCGCCUCCUGUAGGCCACUGACGGUUCAUUAUGUAGUGACUUAAUCAGUAACCGCUAGUGUCAAUCAUUCAGGUCCCCCCCCGGUUGAGCCGUGAGAUCUCCUAUUUGGAAUAUAUAUUUAAAGCAAAUAUUUAUUUUACUUCCAUUGUCAUUGUGAGCGGUCUCACAUCUGCUCCUCUAUUGGCUGCCUGUCCAAUUGGAGGGAAAAAUGCUCUAAAACCAGAAACUGGGCAGUUGGUAAUAACUGGAGCAAAACGCGGUAAAAUAAAAUCCGCCUACGAUUAGGACCUGAGGAUGAAAUCUUGUCCCCAGCGGAGAUGUUCGAGGCUCUCGUCACGUAGAUAAAAAAAAAAAAAACAAGUCAAACCAUGGAUGUGCCUGUUUGUUGACGUGAUGAAGACGAAGCUAACUUGUCCUUCCACAGUUCUCAGGUGAAGACGGAGCGUCGAGUCGUCCCCAUCCGGCCUGAGCCACAGUGUCCUGCUGUUGAAGGUUAUUAUUGUGUCUUCCAUGCUUUGCUUUGUUUUAUUGAUUUGGCCUAAAAAAAAGUCUGUCGCCUCAUUGAUGUGCUGUGAUUUUAUUUUCAUAAAGAUUUUAAAAUCUGGGUCGAUGUGGAGAUGAGUUGGUGAUAUAAUCACAAGUUGGUAGGUUUGUACCUGUUGUUGUUUCUUUUGUUCUCUUUGGGCCCAACAGAACCAGUAUGAUCCUGGAUUAGCUCACUAAAGCUCCACUUGUCCCACACGACGUCAUAACAACCACAACAAAUGGGAGGAGCUAAAGAUACUUUUAGUACAGUUGAUCUAAUUAUUCCACUAAGCGUUUGUGCUGAUGUGUAAACGUUUCUAUGACUGGCUGAUUAUUUUCUACAUUUGAUUGACUAUAAAGUUGAUCAAUCGAAUAUGUACGGAUUUAUUUUCUUUCCCUCGCUGUUUGGUUAGUCUGAUGGUGGUCUUGUCGGUGCGGUGAGAGACCACCAGUCCUGUGGAGAUGUACCUUUUUUUUGUUUAAGUUAGCGUAUUGUCAUUAAACUCAAACGUUACAUAAUUAAAUCUCCCUGGACGCUGACAACCUGAUGCAGGGUUUUUUUCCCUUUCUGUUUUUGACCUUAAUCCUGCUUGUGUUUGUUUUGUGCAUCAGGCGCAGUUGUGUAGCCGUUGAGUUGUGCUGGUUAGCUGUUAAGGUGGCGUGUUGCUCUGCUGAGUGCUUGGAUGUAUCCAGUAUUCUCCAGAGUGCUCCUGUGACUACCAGUGGUGCGGCCGCUGCUGUCCCUUUGUAAGACAUGCACCCCCCCCAAAUGUGCUCAUGGAUGACAAAUGUGACUUUCAUUAAAGAUUUGGUGUUUUGUCUAAAA